GUGGCACGACAAUGCCUGUAAGCUUCCCUGUUUAUCGUUAACCUAUUGUUAUUAUCUAUUAUUAGAUCUAUUUGUGUCAUUAUUAUUCGUAUUAUUUAUUAUUAUUUGUUAAUUUUAUUAUUGCAGCCCUGAGACAUAUCCGCAGAGUGCUUUCAGGCGGUAACAAAACAGAAAGUAGACUCGACCAGACAAAGUCAAAGACAUUUGGAGCAACAUGUUGUAGCCUAUGCUGUUGCGCUGGACACACGCACAGUCCGCAGUCUGCGGUCAUACCGAUGCUCCUAAACGGCUGUCCUGAUGUUCUUCGGGACGUCAUCAUUUGGGCUUUCGUUAACUUGAAGGCAGGAAAUAAAGCGCGCGCCUCCGCUACUGGCACAUCGUGCGCAACAGGGAAGUAAACCUAACCUAUUUUCUCCGUGGCAUAACAGUUGUCCGGGCUGAGCUGCUCGGUGCUCUUAGUGGAUUUCUCCUCGGUUAAAACAUUAUAACGCCAGUAACGAUCCAGCUUUUCAGGGACAAACGUCAUCCUUAAAGUGAUGGAGGCAGGACAUGCUCAGUAGGUUAUUCGGACUGGCGGAGUACUUGUGAGACAGAAGACAACAGAGCAUGUUCCAAUGUUUUGAAUCUAUAUUUAACUAAAGCCCUCUCUGACCAUGGCCCAGUGGACACACAUGUCUCAGAUGUUACAGGGCCUGACUGACGACACUAUCAACAACCUCUACCCCCCAAACGCCUUCCCCAUUGAAGUCAGACAUUUUUUAGCUGAGUGGAUUGAGAGACAACCAUGGGACGACUUUGUGCUGGAAAAAGAGGAGUCGGAGAGCCAAGCCCAGGCUCUGUUGGACCAGACCAUCAGCAUGCUGCAAUCAAUCUCUCAGCAGAAUGCCAACGUGGUGGACCGGAUGAAGCUAAUGCAGAUCAGCAGGAACAUGACCAUGUUUCAGCAGCAGCCUCUACAAUUUGCAGUGAUGGUCAGGGACAUCCUCACAAAGGAGAGGGUUCUGCUGGGCACGCCCAAUCAGAUGCCCAGCCCUCCACAGUUCCAACAGCAUCCGAAUAGAGAGUCCUCGUUCCGCAGCAUGCAGGAUGUAGACCACCUGGUUCUGAAGGUGCUAGAUGUCCAGGACAUCCGACAAAAGAUACACCAGCUGCAAGAAGAGCUCAACUGGGAGAGGCAGAACUAUGAGGAUUUACAAGGGCCAAUUCAACAGAACGGACUGGCUCCAACACAGUCAGACAUUCUGAAACUCCAGAAUCACCUCCAGCAGCUGGAGUACAACGUGAAGGCAAUGGCCAGGAAGCGUUUACAGCUGCUGAAGGAGUGUGUGGACUGUCUGGACCAGUGUCAGACCCAACUGAUCAGCAGGCUGAAGGCGUGGAGGUGGGAUCAGCACAAGGCCACCAUCGGACAACCAUUUGAUGACAACCUCAGCCUCCUGCAGACCAGGUGUGAGCAGUUGCUCGGUGUAAAUGGAAAGCUGAGAGAGGAGUUGAUGCUGAUAGGGGAACCGAUCCCAGAGCUCCAGGAAAGGCUUAAGAAACUUCUCCAGGUUCUGAUUCAAAGCUCUCUUGUAGUGGUCAAGCAUCCCCCUCAGGUCAUUAAGACGCAGUCAAAGUUCUCCACAACAGUGCGAUAUCUGUUGGGGGAAAAAGUCGCUCCUGGGAAGCCGGUGGUGCUGAAGGCGCAAAUCAUUAAUGAACUGCAGGCCAGGAACCUGGGCAGUGGACCUGGUGAUAAUGUUGGGGAACUGAUCAACAAUGCAGCCGUCCUAGAACACAACACAUCCAGCAAAAGCACAUAUGCCACCUUCAGGAAUAUGUCUAUCAAGAAGAUCAAGAGAGCCGACAGAAAGGGAUCAGAAUCUGUGACAGAAGAGAAAUUUGCUCUCCUUUUCUCCACGGAGAUCACCAUCACAGGCUGUGACACUCCCUACAGGAUACAGAUGAUCUCAAUGCCGGUGGUUGUCAUUGUUCAUGGUAGUCAGGACAACAACGCUCUGGCCACCAUCAUAUGGGACUGCGCUUUUUCCGAACCGGACAGAGUGCCAUUCAUGGUGCCGGAGCGAGUGCCGUGGAAGAUGAUGUACAAUACCCUCAACAGUAAAUUCACAGCUGAGGUCAAGACGACGCACAAUCUAGACCAGUACAACCAGCACUUCUUGGCCCAGAAGAUAUUCGAUAAGCCUGACUUUGCCGAAGACUUCAGCAACAUUUUGGUGUCCUGGACACAGUUUAACAAGGAGGUUCUCCCGGGCCGACCCUUCACUUUCUGGCAGUGGUUUGAGGGAGUUAUGGAGCUGACCAAGAAGCACCUGAACAACUACUGGAGCGAAGGGUUGAUAUUUGGUUUCAUUGGAAAGCAGCAUCUCCACCUGAUUCUCAAAGACAGGCCCAACGGGACCUUCUUGCUUCGCUUUAGUGACUCUGAGAUCGGAGGCAUCACCAUUGCAUAUGUGUCCGCUACUGAGAAUGGAGGACAGAAAAUCCAGAACAUCCAGCCCUUCACCAAGAGAGAUCUUGAGAUCCGCAGCCUUGGAGACCGCAUCCGGGACAUAAACCACAUAACAUACCUGUAUCCUGAAUUUCCGAAACAUGAAGUUUUCAAAAAAUUCUACACAGAGCCUCAACCAUCACCCGGCGGGGGCUAUAUCCCUGUGUCUCUCCUUACCAAAGUUGGCACGGAAGAUAACUUAGACACCAGCCCAGCGCCACCACCCCUCGCUGAAAGCCCUCACAGUGCUGUUGGCUUCCCCGUUUGUGCAGAUGAUAUGGAACUAGAUUUUGACACAAUCCUCGAGACUCUGAGUCAUUAGGAGGAAUUACCAUCAAAGUUGGUUUUGGGUGCUCAGCAGACAUCGGAUGAAGACCGGAGCCAAAAUCAUCCGUCUUACCUUCAGAUGAAAGGAGCACCAUGGCUCACACAGACUUCCAUCCUACGGAUUCCUCUACUUUUGAGUAAAAACAAAUCGAGCUGGUACUAUGUUGCAUAGGAAAUUAUUUUAAGGACAAAGUCAAACUGAGACCAAAUGAAACGUGCUGUCCUCCUUGUUUUGCACCUCUUUAGGUUUGUUGAUGUUGUUCUCCGCUCAGUGGACAGUCACCGCCGCGAAGUUGUCCUCUGGCCUUUUUGCAUGUUUUACAAGAGGAAAGCACACCUGGGUGUUUUUUCCAUAUGGUAUAUAAUCCUUCGCUAUGAUGGCUACACCUCUGCUAUAGUAUAUCGUACACUCGAUCUUACAUUAACUCACAGAAUGCAUGGGAACGACUUCAUAGCUCAGCCAAUGUCAUGGCCUCACCUGUUUUGUAUAAAGUGUGGAUUCGGAACAUGAGAGGAACAAUAAGCUUUUUCAUUACUGUUGACUGUUACUAUAUUGAUGGACACUCACAAUAUAGCAGAUGGGAUGAUGAUGAUGAUGAUGAUGAUGAUGAUGAUAAUGAUGGUGGUGGUAGGAAAUGCUUAUAUUAUUUUUGACUACUUAAAGUGGCAUUACUACUUAUUAUACUGCAUUAUUUAAAACCGAUCUGCUGUCAAAAAAUCACAAAAAGGAUCAUCUUGUUUUGCAGAUGAUUUUUUGAUGAACGAUUUCGGUCAGUGUCAAACUUAUUGACAAAAAACAUAUUUCCUCUAACUGCGAACUAGUUUUUUGGGAGUUAAAUGCUUUUAGUAUGAAGCCACAGCAGUAGAAAAUGUUUGGUUUGCACCCAGUUUGUAAUGCUACAAAUACAUAAACAUUGCAAUACUUUCAUCAGUGGGCAAUAGGCAAAAUAAAUAUUGUGUUACCUCAUUUUACGAUAUUAUUAGGCUACUUUAAAGACUCAAGUAUGUAUUUUUCUGUGACAUGUUUAUAUUUUUAAAGCUUUCAUUCACGUGUUGUUCCUUUUCUCAACUAAUUGUCCAAAUUUAAAAACAAUAUUGGUAUCUGUGUCCAGUCUUUGGUGUGAUACAAAUCAUAAAUAUAGAGAAAGUAGCCUUAAUGAUAAACAGUAUAUUUCCAUACCACUAUUCCUAUGUAAAUUUCUAAUUCCCAUUUUACAUUAUUUUAUUUAUGUGUGGAGUUUAACAUUAACAUAUUAAUGUGUCAUUUAAAUAUUUUUUUUAUCUGUUUGAUAAAAAAAAUAUGAAAGGGAUAUAUAAUAGAGUGAUUACUGUUGCAGUUAAUAAUAGGAAACAUUACAGGAGACAACAGGAUCUUUGUUUUGUGGAAGCUCUAAAUCUUGCUCUGAUGUUAGCAGCUUGUACUGAGAGCUGCAUGUAUAUCAAAAUGAAUCUUCCUAAUUAACCAACUUUUGGUUUAAUGAGAAGCUUUGCACCACCUACCAUCACUGUCAGCGUUGUGCAUGCAUACAUAUAUUAGUGGGUUAGACUUACCAUAUUGCAUGUAUGUUGUUAACCUUUUAUAUCUUGUGGAUUCUCUUGAAAAACACCCUCAGUCUACUACUACAAUCAUAUAUCUUUCAACUGAUGAUAAAUAAAAUCUCAUUUUUUUCUCAAAAUAUAUUAUUUACAAGAAGUGAGUUAUCUCCAUUAAGUCAAUAUCUGAUAUCACGGCUGUCUGUGGCAAUAUUUUAGACGCUGCUGAAAAAGGAAUAUGUCUUACACGCAGCUGCAGACUGGAUUGUAACGUUCACUGCCCCUCUGCCGUCACAGAAAUAACCUCAUCUGAUUUGCAAAAUGUUUAUGGAAAUAGUUACAUAGUUUAGUUCUCAGAGGUGUCACAGCCUUUUUGAUAUAUGCAAAUCUACCUGUCCUGUUCUAAACCAUCUAUUUAAAUGACAUCUUUUUCCGCAGUCAGUCUUAAAGAAAAGAGACAAAGAAAUGAUUGGAAACAUAAGAAUGUUCUAAUUGUUUUUGACAUAAAAAUAAUAAAUCAAUGGCAUUGUGA
Messenger RNA from Pseudoliparis swirei, 4883 nucleotides. It is a transcript of the gene stat6, whose product is annotated as signal transducer and activator of transcription 6, interleukin-4 induced. The transcript has 19 exons. The record is from RefSeq and is a predicted model, not a curated record. Gene Ontology annotation, biological process: cytokine-mediated signaling pathway; cell surface receptor signaling pathway via JAK-STAT; growth hormone receptor signaling pathway via JAK-STAT. Lineage: Eukaryota; Metazoa; Chordata; Actinopteri; Perciformes; Liparidae. Gene Ontology annotation, molecular function: RNA polymerase II cis-regulatory region sequence-specific DNA binding; DNA-binding transcription factor activity, RNA polymerase II-specific. The coding region runs from base 654 to 2813 and encodes 719 amino acids.